Cooperia oncophora is the source of this 876-nucleotide messenger RNA. NCBI's taxonomy places the organism in Eukaryota, Metazoa, Nematoda, Chromadorea, Rhabditida, Trichostrongylidae. The record is from the annotation of a GenBank genome assembly.
AUGUCUGAUGGCCAGCAGGUGCCGAAUCAAAAUCAGGGCGGAGCUCCAUCGCAUUUGAUAGCUGCAUUGAGCUCACGGGGUGGAGGUGGUCCCCCACAGCAGCAGCAGAUUCAGCAAGGGGCCGGAGGUCCAAUCCGUGUGCAACUUCAACAAGGACGUGGACCACCCAUAGUGCCAUAUCCUCAAGGUGGCCAGCCAGCACCGCAACAAAUGCGAACAGUUCAGCAGGUUUAUCAGCAACCAUCGAACGGUCCUCCUCAACAACGAAUCGUUCAUCAAAUUGCUCAACGUCCUAUGCCGCAACAGAUGAUGCGUGUGAGCAGUACACCCCAACCAGCUAUGCAAAUCGUCCACACUGGACCUCCGCCGCAACCACAGCAGAUUCACGUAUCUUCGUCGCCGAUUAUGGGACCACGACCCCCACCACCUCAGCCGACUCGGGCCCAGAUUGCACCACUGCCUGGUGGUCAACCACCGCCUCCUGGAGCUAAUGUUCAGCAAAUGCUGGCUCCGCCCAGCUCAACAGGCUCCGUGAUGGAUCGAGCACGCAUCGACGAGUUGACAAGGCAAAUCAGCAGUCAUACGGUAAUGGACGAUGUCGUCAAGGAUAUGCUGUGCGAGUAUAUUGAUGAAUAUGUGGACGUGUUGGUGAACCAUGUGUGCAGAAUGGUGAAACAUCGUGGAACUCAUCGAAUAGAGGCACGUGAUGUGGAGUUUGUACUUGAUGCAGUGUAUAAGAUGCCGUCUGUGCCUCGAGCAUCAGUUCAUGUCUUUGGCGCACCAGCGUCAAUUCGUCCUGACCGUAUUACACCGCAGCCAACUGAGGCGCAUAAACAACGUAUGCUAUUAAUAAAAAAGGUUGUGAAGAAACCUUAA